Molecule: messenger RNA, 1626 nt
Organism: Mesorhabditis spiculigera
Lineage: Eukaryota; Metazoa; Nematoda; Chromadorea; Rhabditida; Rhabditidae
Source: the annotation of a GenBank genome assembly
AUGGAUCUCAGCGAUCUCGAGCAGUUCUGUCCCCGGAGCAUAGGGCCAGAUGACCCCUAUUACAAUACAACACCCUUCAACCAUGCUUGCUUGACGAAUUUCCUUAAUGAACUACAAGGUUCAUUACGACGGUACAGCCCGUGGGAAGCCAUUGCCUACACUUCCGUUUACGUCAUCAUUUCCGUGCUGGCGGUCAUUGGAAACGGCUUGGUGAUACUUGCGAUAUGCCGAAAAAAGUCGAUGCGUACAAAUCGGAAUGUCUUGAUCCUGAAUCUGGCAAUUUCAAACUUGAUCCUCGCCCUGACCAACAUUCCACUUCUCUGGCUUCCAUCGAUGGAUUUCGAGUUCCCAUACUCUAGCCUAUUCUGCAAAGUGGCCAAUGCUCUCCCUGGUAGUAAUAUUUACUGCUCAACUCUCACCAUAUCCGUCAUGGCUAUUGAUAGAUACUACUCGGUGAAGCGGCUUUCAUUGAUGUCGACGUCAAGAAAGCAAUGGAUCAAAGCGAUCCUGCUUUCAGCGCUGAUAUGGGUGUUUGCUUUGAUCCUCUCGCUUCCGCUUCUUCUGGCUUAUGACAUUUCAAUGCUACUGGUUAUUCAGGAUGUGCCAGUGAUCACAGACAAUGGCACCGAAGCCAUCCAAUCAUACGGCUGGCGCCAGUGCCAAAUCACUUCCGGUACAAACAGCGACUCCGUACAGGCAUUAAUGUCGGUGAUGCAGGCGGCGUUUCUCUAUGUGAUCCCACUCAUCGUGUUGUCGAUUUUCAACGUGAAAUUGACCCGUUUCCUCAAGCAUAAUGCGAAUCAAAUGAGUCGGAAUCGGUUGAACAGGUCUAGGGAUUUGUUGCAAGCCGAGAGUGAGAGGAGCUGCGGUGACAGAUCGCCAGAAUGUUUAACACCAACUUCAAAGAAAUUGCCGAAGCCAAGACCGGGGACUGCCGAAAGGGCUAGCGAGAAGCGGCGUUCAAGGACUACUGGGUUGCUGGUGGCCAUGGCUGGCAGCUACGCUAUCCUUUGGCUACCGUUUACGGUUGUCACUAUGUUAAUCGAUUUGGGGAUCCUUCAUGGCAGCUCGAACGAGCAAACCGAUCUCAUCGAAAACAUCGACCAAUCUUGCAAAGUUCUUUCAAUGCUCUCAAUCUGUGUUAACCCAUUCCUCUAUGGUUUCCUAAACACCAACUUUCGCCAAGAAUUCACCGAAAUCUACUACAACUGGCUGCGCUGUAUGCCAAGGCCACCAGCCCGCUACACCAGCGGUGUCGCUAUGGAAUAUUCAUCUGUAGCCUACCCUAAUCGCAUGAAGCGUUCCGUUCAGGCGCACCGCAACACCGUCCUGAAGUGCUACAGCAUGUCCCCCAACCUACCCCACGGACAUGUUAAAAACCCAUCCCUGCGUCAAUCCCUAAUUCUGGAGUCCCAACGAAUGUUCAACAGUCUCCGUCACUCAUUCCGCUCAAUGCGCAGCUCCUUCCGAGCCGAGCAAGCGAUUGGAUCUAGAGACCGUCGCCACUCAAAAUCACCAAUUGAUCGAUCAAUCGAGAAAAAUCUACGCCCCGUCCAGUUUCUCACUCCAACUAGAAGCACCCGAAUUACAACCAUUGAAAUAAGUGACGCCCCAAAAGAAGAUUUG